GUGACUCCGCCAUAUAUAUAUCACUCAUUAUCGUUCUCAACUCGUCUCUCCGGCUUCAUUUCCUUUUUGCUCAGAUCUCCUCAUCUCUCGCACUUUUUUUCUUUCUUCUAAUACCCAAUGGCCGUCACUUUCUCAAAUCUCCACACCGAGUCUGGUCUUAAAGCUCUUAAUGACUUCCUCUCUGGAAAAUCUUACAUCUCUGGGAAUAAGCUGACCAAGGAUGACAUAAAAGUUUAUGCUGCUGUUCUGAAGAACCCUGGUGAUUCUUUCCCCAAUGUUAGCCAGUGGUAUAAUUCUGUUUCUUCUCAACUUGCCGCCAGCUUCCCUGGCAAAGCUGUUGGCGUUGGGUUUGGUGGCAAAGCUGCUCCAGCUGAGUCUGCUAAAGCUGAGGCUGCAGAUGAUGACGACGACUUGGAUCUAUUCGGUGAUGAGACAGAGGAGGAUAAGAAAGCUGCAGAGGAGAGGGAAGCUGCAAAGAAGUCAGCUAAGAAGAAAGAAAGUGGAAAGUCCUCUGUUCUCAUGGAUGUUAAACCAUGGGAUGAUGAGACUGAUAUGAAGAAGUUGGAAGAAGCUGUUCGAUCCGUUGAGAUGCCUGGACUUUUGUGGGGAGCAUCAAAGCUGGUUGCUGUUGGUUAUGGCAUCAAGAAGCUACAGAUCAUGCUUACCAUAGUGGAUGAUCUUGUUUCAGUUGAUACCCUUAUAGAGGAGUGCCUCACGACAGAGCCACGCAACGAAUACAUUCAAAGCUGUGACAUUGUUGCAUUCAACAAGAUUUAGAGGACACAGUUUUUUUCCACAGCUGUUGAGAGUGCCAUUGGCCAUGUUAUCACCUUUUGCCCCUUGCUUUCCCCUCGAAUAUAUAUAUUUUUGCUUGAACUGUGCUUUGCUAGUGCUUCUGCUCUAUGGUGAGCAUAGAUGAAAAGGAUUUUCAAGUAUUUAAUGAUGUUCUAUGUUUUGAUUUAGUUAAAGCUUGCCCAAAGUAGUUUUAGUGACAUUGCAGAUUGCAUAAGCGGAAAUGGAAGUCAUGACUGUUUUGAAUGUUAUAUUAAAUGAUUUGAUGCAAGUUUUAGCAACUUAA
Molecule: messenger RNA, 1078 nt
Organism: Gossypium raimondii (Peruvian cotton)
Lineage: Eukaryota; Viridiplantae; Streptophyta; Magnoliopsida; Malvales; Malvaceae
Product: elongation factor 1-beta 2
Exons: 6
Coding region: 118-777 (219 amino acids)
Biological process (GO): translational elongation
Cellular component (GO): eukaryotic translation elongation factor 1 complex; cytosol
Molecular function (GO): translation elongation factor activity; guanyl-nucleotide exchange factor activity
Source: RefSeq, a predicted model, not a curated record